AGUGUAAUAAUUACCGACGGAUCAGAGCAAUAUAAGCGUUUCGUACAGUUACCGCAACCACUCUCUUUUAAAGUUUACGUAUUCAAUGUAACAAACUCGCAUAAAAUUCAACUUGGUGCCAUACCGAUUGUAAAAGAAAUCGGACCAUAUAUCUAUAAACAAUUCCGAACAAAGCGUGUACAACACUUCUCACGGGACGGUUCCAAAAUUACUUAUGUACAAGACCAACUCUAUAUAUUUGAUGAGCAGGCUUCGGCUCCGCUGCGCGAAUCAGAUAACAUCGUGGUAUUGAACAUGCAUAUGAAUGCGUUCUUGCAAGUAUUCGAAAAAGAAAUCACCGAUAUUUUGCAAGGUUUCGCAAAUCGAAUCAAUCAUCGUUUAAAUCGAACUCCAGGCGUUCGUGUAUUAAAACGUUUAAUGGAUCGUAUACGUGGGAAACGUAAAUCGGUUUUAGAAAUAAGCGAAAAUGAUCCAAGUCUGGCCAUAUUGUUAGUGCAUUUAAAUGCGAAUUUAAAAGGAAUAUUCAAUGACCCGAAAUCGAUGUUUGUUAGCACUACCGUUAAAAAUUAUCUCUUCGACGGUGUACGUUUUUGUAUCAAUCCUCAAGGUUUGGCCAAAGCGAUAUGCAAUCAAAUCAAGGAAAGCGGCUCGAAAACCUUACGCGAACUAAAGGAUGGUAGUUUAGCCUUCUCCUUCUUUCAUCAUAAAAAUGGUUCCGGCCAAGAAUUAUUUGAAGUUCAUACCGGCAAAGGUGAUGCUAUGAAAGUUAUGCAAAUACAAAAACUGGAUGAUUCGCACAAUUUACAAGUUUGGCUUAAUGCUAGUGAAAAUAAUGAGGCUUCAAUGUGUAAUCAAAUUAACGGCACGGAUGCCUCUAUGUUUCCACCCUUUCGUCAACCGGGUGAUAAUAUGUACAUUUUUAGUACCGAUAUUUGCCGUUCAGUGCAAUUGUUUAAUCAGCAUACAAUCGAAUAUAAAGGUAUACCCGGUUAUCGUUAUUCGAUUGGUGAGAAUUUCGUUAAUGACAUCGGUCCUGAACAUGAUAACGAUUGCUUUUGUGUUGAUAAAUUAACAAACGUUAUUAAACGUAAGAACGGUUGCCUAUAUGCCGGUGCAUUGGAUUUAACGACUUGUUUAGAGGCACCUGUAAUUUUAACCUUGCCACACAUGUUGGGUGCCUCCAAUGAAUAUACCAGCACCAUACGGGGACUUAAACCAGAUGCAAAGAAACACCAAACCUAUGUGGAUGUACAGCAACUUACUGGUACCCCGCUGCAAGGAGGGAAACGUGUACAGUUCAAUAUGUUUUUAAAGACCAUUAAUCGCAUAACGAUCACCGAAAAUUUAACCACCGUCUUAAUGCCAGCAAUCUGGAUCGAUGAGGGUAUACAACUAAAUGACGAAAUGGUUGAUUUCCUUAAACAAAAGCUCAUCAACAAUUUGAGACUUUUAGAUAUUUUUUAUUGGAUGGCUUUAGCUGGUGGGAUUGUAACUGGCAUGAUCGGCUUCAUAUAUUAUGCGGUCCAUCGACGGAAAUCCGUUAAAGAGCAUUCGCUUACAUAAGUUACCAAGAGUUUAUUGUAUUUG
Glossina fuscipes is the source of this 1587-nucleotide messenger RNA. RefSeq names its product sensory neuron membrane protein 2 (gene Snmp2). The record is from RefSeq and is a predicted model, not a curated record. Lineage: Eukaryota; Metazoa; Arthropoda; Insecta; Diptera; Glossinidae. The transcript has 8 exons. Gene Ontology annotation, cellular component: membrane; cytoplasm. The coding region runs from base 295 to 1563 and encodes 422 amino acids. Gene Ontology annotation, molecular function: scavenger receptor activity.